AUGAGAGCCCUGCAUCACACCAGAUCAAUUUCUUGGCAUCAUGGCCGACGCCAAUAUUCCCCCAACAUCAACUCCCCAGGCGGCACCAGUCUCUGCGCCCGCGGGGAGCAGCCGGCACCUCCAGUGCAGACAACGCCGACCGCGUCGGUGACGGCCACGGCCGCUGCCGCGACCGCCGCCGUCAACAACUCCCUCAAUGGCGCCGGCGAACAGCUCCCUUGCCAGUGGGUGGGCUGUACCGAGAAGUCUCCCACAGCAGAAGCUCUCUAUGAACACGUUUGUGAGCGCCACGUUGGCCGGAAGAGCACCAAUAACUUGAACUUGACCUGCCAGUGGGGGAACUGCAACACCACCACGGUCAAGCGCGACCACAUCACCUCGCACAUUCGAGUGCAUGUGCCAUUGAAACCGCACAAAUGCGAUUUCUGUGGCAAGGCGUUCAAGCGUCCCCAGGACCUGAAGAAACACGUGAAGACCCAUGCCGAUGACUCCGAGAUCCGCUCCCCCGAGCCGGGCUUGAAGCACCACCCCGACAUGAUGUUCCCGCAGAACCCGAAAGGUUUGUCGCUCCACUUUCUUGCUUUCUCGCCCGAUGAACGGGGUCUCCAGCGCAGCCUAUACUCAUGGCGCCCCGCAGUAUUAUCAAGCCCACCCCCGCCCCAACCGGCCAAUCCCCAUUCGUAUGGCAACGUCUACUAUGCGCUGAGCCAGGGCCCGGAUGGGAACGCAUCCUAUGACCGCAAGCGUGGGUAUGAUGCGUUGAACGAGUUCUUCGGCGACCUCAAGCGACGUCAAUUCGACCCGAAUUCCUAUGCGGCCGUGGGCCAACGCUUGCUCGGCCUGCAGGCGUUACAGCUCCCCAUCCUGAAUGGCCCCGUGCCUGAGUACCAGCCCAUGCCUGCCGGUGUCGCCGUUGGCGGCGGCGCUGGCUAUAGCCCAGGCGGCGCACAGGCACCGGCCUAUCACCUCCCCCAAUAUGCAAAACACUAUCUACGAGAGCGACGAGAAUGUGGCCGCCGCCGGGGUCGCGCAACCCGGCGCCCACUACGUACAGGGUGGCAUGAGCUACCGUGCGACCCAUUCUCCCCGAGCCAACUCCCCCCGAGCCAUGUCACUGCGACCACCUCGGCCCCUAUGAUGGCUGCUAGCGCUCACUCCCCGUCGACCGGGACUCCAGCGCUGACCCCGCCCUCCAGCGCUCAAUCCUAUACCUCGAAUCGGUCUCCGAUCUCUUUGCCUCAGACUCAUCGCGUGUCGCCUCCGCAUGAGAGCGGUGCCGGCAUGUACCCUCGCCUCCCGUCGGCCACUGUAUCUGAUAGCAUGACCGCGGGCUAUCCGGCUGUCGCCGGUGCCGCCCCGCCGUCGACCCUCAGCGGAGCAUUUGACCAUGAUGACCGCCGUCGCUACACUGGUGGCACCCUGCAGCGCGCCCGGCCGGCUGAGCGUUCAGUCGACGAGAACAACAUGGACACCACUCAUGACAGCAAGACCGAUGGCGAGCGCACCCCAACCAAGGACCAUCCUGAUGUCGCCUCCAGCCUCAUUGACCCCGCCCUUGCAAGCACCUCCCCCAACCCCGAUCAAGAGGCCGCGCAGCGGACCGCCCAAGCGGCCACGGAGGUCGCUGAGCGAGAUGUCAAUGUUGCGUGGGUCGAGAAGGUGCGCUUGCUGGAAAACCUCCGGCGCUUGGUCUCCGAGCUUCUGGAAGGCGGCCGCUUUGAUGAGUUGGCGGGCCACAGCAGUCUCGGAGCAUCUCCGACCCCAGCCAGCGAUGAUGUGAUGGAGGGCAUUGAGACGGCUAGUCAGCAGGCUUCCCCUGCCCAUAUGUCUCCGCCAACCCAAUAUGAGAGCUCGGAGGCAGUUUUCUACCCGACCCUACGCGGAUUGGAUGAUGACGGAGAUGCCAAGAUGCCUGGGGAUGAAGCCUAG
Molecule: messenger RNA, 1929 nt
Organism: Penicillium macrosclerotiorum
Lineage: Eukaryota; Fungi; Ascomycota; Eurotiomycetes; Eurotiales; Aspergillaceae
Gene: pacC
Product: putative C2H2 transcription factor PacC
Exons: 5
Coding region: 1-1929 (642 amino acids)
Biological process (GO): positive regulation of transcription by RNA polymerase II
Cellular component (GO): nucleus
Source: RefSeq, a predicted model, not a curated record